AUGCAGAAUAGGAAGUACACGAGAGCACUAUUCCGAAUUUACGGUUCCCCUUGCGCAGCAUGCAAGCUUCUAAGGAGGAGAUGUUCUCAGGAAUGUGUUUUUGCUCCCUACUUUCCAGCUGAUGAGCCGCACAAGUUUGCCAGCGUCCAUAAGGUGUUUGGUGCCAGCAAUGUAAACAAGAUGCUUCAGGAGCUGCCAGAGCAACAGCGAGGGGAUGCAGUGAGUGCUAUGGUGUACGAGGCAAACGCGAGGAUGAGGGAUCCAGUGUACGGGUGCGUGAGUGCUAUAUCUUCUCUACAAAACCAGGUUGACCUCCUGCAGUCUCAGUUGGCACUUGCACAGGCUCAAGUUCUCCAAAUGCGAAUCUCCUCCACCCAAUCCUCCUCCUCGCUGAUAUCUAUGUCCCAGGAUCAGUACUAUAACAGUACCACUGUGCCACUGAUCACAACUCUGCGCCACCUGAUCAUCAUCAUCAGAAUCACUCUCCCACCGCGUCCAGGGAUCAUCGCCAUCUUGAGCCCACCUCGUCCCAUUUCAACACCGAUACGCCGCCCAUGA
Molecule: messenger RNA, 558 nt
Organism: Coffea arabica (coffee)
Lineage: Eukaryota; Viridiplantae; Streptophyta; Magnoliopsida; Gentianales; Rubiaceae
Source: RefSeq, a predicted model, not a curated record